GUGCCCGACACCCAAAUAUGGCUCGAGAAGGGAAGCGACAUUCCUGCGGGGCGGCGCGGGGGGAGCUCCCGAGGGCUAUAUAAAACCUGAGCUGGGAGACGAGCGGCCACCGCAGCGCCCCAGCCGGAGAGCAGCAGGUGUAGCCACCCGCCGAGAAACCAGACACCAUGUGUGACGAAGACGAGACCACCGCCCUCGUGUGCGACAAUGGCUCCGGCCUGGUGAAAGCCGGCUUCGCCGGCGACGACGCCCCUAGGGCCGUGUUCCCAUCCAUCGUGGGCCGCCCUCGCCACCAGGGCGUCAUGGUGGGCAUGGGGCAGAAAGACUCCUACGUGGGCGACGAGGCGCAGAGCAAGAGGGGUAUCCUGACCCUCAAGUACCCCAUCGAGCACGGCAUCAUCACCAACUGGGACGACAUGGAGAAGAUCUGGCACCACACCUUCUACAAUGAGCUCCGCGUGGCCCCCGAGGAGCACCCCACCCUGCUCACCGAGGCUCCCCUCAACCCCAAGGCCAACCGCGAGAAGAUGACCCAGAUCAUGUUUGAGACCUUCAACGUGCCGGCCAUGUACGUGGCCAUCCAGGCCGUGUUGUCCCUCUACGCCUCCGGCCGUACCACCGGCAUCGUGCUGGACUCGGGCGACGGCGUCACCCACAACGUGCCCAUCUAUGAGGGCUACGCGCUGCCUCACGCCAUCAUGCGCCUGGACCUGGCCGGCCGCGACCUCACCGACUACCUGAUGAAGAUCCUCACCGAGCGCGGUUACUCUUUCGUGACCACAGCCGAGCGCGAGAUCGUGCGCGACAUCAAGGAGAAGCUGUGCUACGUGGCCCUGGACUUCGAGAACGAGAUGGCCACGGCCGCCUCCUCCUCCUCCCUGGAGAAGAGCUACGAGCUGCCCGACGGCCAGGUCAUCACCAUCGGCAACGAGCGUUUCCGCUGCCCGGAGACGCUCUUCCAGCCCUCGUUCAUCGGCAUGGAGUCGGCGGGCAUCCACGAGACCACCUACAACAGCAUCAUGAAGUGCGACAUCGACAUCAGGAAGGACCUGUACGCCAACAACGUCAUGUCGGGCGGCACCACCAUGUACCCGGGCAUCGCCGACCGCAUGCAGAAGGAGAUCACCGCGCUGGCCCCCAGCACCAUGAAGAUCAAGAUCAUCGCCCCGCCCGAGCGCAAGUACUCCGUGUGGAUCGGCGGCUCCAUCCUGGCCUCGCUGUCCACCUUCCAGCAGAUGUGGAUCACCAAGCAGGAGUACGACGAGGCCGGCCCCUCCAUCGUCCACCGCAAAUGCUUCUAGACGCCUCUCCGACAGCCGCGACUUCUCCCCAGGACGACGAAUCCGCUUGCGGCGCAGGCGGCUGACCUCGAGCCACCGCGCGGCAACUGCCCUCCAACCACCUGCGCUGCUGCCGCCGCAAACCGACACUGUUUAUAACGUGUACAUACAUUAACUUAUUUACCUCAUUUUGUUAUUUGUAAAACGAAGGCCUGUGGAAGGAAAUGGAAAACUUGAAGCAUUAAACUCAGCCGUUCUGUUAUGCUGCGUAAA
Lagenorhynchus albirostris (white-beaked dolphin) is the source of this 1553-nucleotide messenger RNA. It is a transcript of the gene ACTA1, whose product is annotated as actin alpha 1, skeletal muscle. Gene Ontology annotation, biological process: skeletal muscle thin filament assembly. The coding region runs from base 168 to 1301 and encodes 377 amino acids. The transcript is spliced from 7 exons. Gene Ontology annotation, cellular component: actin filament; striated muscle thin filament; stress fiber. NCBI's taxonomy places the organism in Eukaryota, Metazoa, Chordata, Mammalia, Artiodactyla, Delphinidae. The record is from RefSeq and is a predicted model, not a curated record.